This is a messenger RNA of Macadamia integrifolia, 1000 nucleotides long. Its product is annotated as desiccation protectant protein Lea14 homolog. The record is from RefSeq and is a predicted model, not a curated record. Gene Ontology annotation, cellular component: cytosol. The transcript has 2 exons. The coding region runs from base 357 to 812 and encodes 151 amino acids. NCBI's taxonomy places the organism in Eukaryota, Viridiplantae, Streptophyta, Magnoliopsida, Proteales, Proteaceae. Gene Ontology annotation, biological process: response to desiccation.
GAUUACCAGCCACAGCCUAUAUGCUCAAGAACCCAUUUUUCUGUUUUCUAAAAGGAGAGACAUCCUCAAAUCCCAGCCCCAGGCUGGGCCUGGGCUCAUUUAAGAGACCUUUGAUUUUAAAAAUCCCUCUCAAACCCAGCCCAUUGGUGAAAACGUUUCGCGUCACCGUGGGGAUAGGAUCCUUGUCGUAGUGGAGUAAGAACAAACCCACGUUUAACGAUCCAAAAAACAUAGACCUCGAGAGGACUCGGAAUCAUAUAUAUAUACGAUUAUAAGAUCCGAAGUGUUGGAUCAUCGUCUAGGGAGAGAGAGAGAGAGUCUGAAGCUUUAAGGAGAAGAAGGAGAAGAUCUGCAAAAUGGCAGAGCUGUUGGACAAGGCAAAGAACUUCGUAGCAGAGAAGAUCGCGAACAUUAAAAAACCAGAAGCAACCGUCACCGACGUCGAUUUCAAGAACGUCAGCCGUGAUUCCGUCACAUUCAAUGCCAAGGUCUCCAUCAUGAACCCUUACAGUACCUCAAUACCUAUCUGCGAGAUCUCUUAUUCCCUCAAGAGCGCAACCAGAGAGAUAGCGUCAGGGAAGAUCCCAGAUCCAGGAUCGUUGCCGGGAAAUGAGACGACGUUGUUGGAUGUUCCGGUGAAGGUGCCGUACUCGAUACUUUUGAGCUUGGCGAGGGACAUAGGGAGAGAUUGGGACAUAGAUUACGAGCUGGAGUUGGGAUUCACCUUCGAUUUGCCGAUCAUCGGUGAUAUUACGAUGCCUCUUUCUACCAAGGGGGAGAUCAAGCUCCCUACUUUCUCUGAUUUCUUUUAGGAGUUUCUGUUAAUUUCUCUAUCUAAGAAAGAAAUCUGGAAUUCUGGAUCGAUCUUUAUUUGGACUUACCCUUUUUAGUUUCUUAAUACUUUUUUUUUCCUGCAUGUUACUCUACGUGUAGCAUUUGGGAUAAGAAACAACAAACAUGGAUUUGAUCGAUAUGAAUAAAAUGUUUGUCUACUUGUAAA